Messenger RNA from Sceloporus undulatus (fence lizard), 598 nucleotides. RefSeq names its product ribosomal protein L14 (gene RPL14). The coding region runs from base 136 to 558 and encodes 140 amino acids. The transcript has 6 exons. NCBI's taxonomy places the organism in Eukaryota, Metazoa, Chordata, Lepidosauria, Squamata, Phrynosomatidae. The record is from RefSeq and is a predicted model, not a curated record. Gene Ontology annotation, molecular function: structural constituent of ribosome; RNA binding. Gene Ontology annotation, cellular component: cytosolic large ribosomal subunit; ribosome. Gene Ontology annotation, biological process: translation; ribosomal large subunit biogenesis.
UUCUUCCCUCACUUCCGGCUUUUCCUCUCUGCGCAUGCGCAGUUGCUUGAGAGGAAGGGGUAUAGCGAGGCCACCGGAAGCGGUUCUUUCUUUCUUCCUUCCUUCUUUCUGGUCGGCUCGCGCGUGGCGUCCAUCAUGGUGUUCAAGCGCUAUGUUGAGAUUGGCCGAGUUGCCUACAUUUCCUUUGGACCACAUGCCGGCAAGCUGGUUGCGAUCGUCGAUGUUAUUGAUCAGAAUAGGGCUCUUGUAGAUGGUCCCUGCACUGGGGUCAGAAGGCAGGCCAUGCCUUUCAAGUGCAUGCAGUUGACUGACUUUGUUCUCAAGUUUCCACACAGCGCCCGUCAAAAGUAUGUGCGGAAUGCUUGGGAGAAGGAAAAUGUUAAUGAGAAAUGGAAAGCCACCAGAUGGGCACAAAAAAUUGAUGCCAGGGCAAAGAAAGCCAAGAUGUCAGACUUUGAUCGUUACAAGGUUAUGAAGGCCAAGAAAAUGAGAAACAGGAUCAUCAAGCAUGAAGUAAAGAAACUCCAGAAGGCCUCUGCUCCUGCCAAGAAAGCAUAAACUGUCAUAAAAUAAACUUCAGUUUAUACAUCUAGUACAA